This is a messenger RNA of Protomyces lactucae-debilis, 1338 nucleotides long. RefSeq names its product putative secretory pathway GDP dissociation inhibitor 1. Bases 1 to 1338 code for a protein of 445 amino acids. The transcript has 4 exons. Gene Ontology annotation, biological process: small GTPase-mediated signal transduction; vesicle-mediated transport; protein transport. Lineage: Eukaryota; Fungi; Ascomycota; Taphrinomycetes; Taphrinales; Protomycetaceae. The record is from RefSeq and is a predicted model, not a curated record. Gene Ontology annotation, cellular component: cytoplasm. Gene Ontology annotation, molecular function: Rab GDP-dissociation inhibitor activity.
AUGGAUGAGGAGUACGAUGUCAUUGUCCUGGGCACAGGGCUCACUGAAUGUGUCCUCUCAGGCCUGCUCAGUGUCGAAGGCAAGAAGGUCCUGCACAUGGAUCGCAACGAUUAUUACGGCGCUGAAAGCGCCAGUCUCAACCUGACGCAGACCUUUGAAAAGUUCCGCAAGGGCGAGCAGCCACCCACGGGAUUGGGGAGGGACCGCGACUGGGCUAUUGACUUGGUCCCCAAGUUCCUCAUGGCAAACGGUGAACUCACAAACAUGCUUGUUCACACGGAUGUGACACGGUACCUUGAAUUCAAGCAAAUCUCUGGCUCGUACGUGUACCGUGAUGGCCGUAUUGCCAAAGUCCCAGCCACAGAGAUGGAAGCUGUGCGCUCUUCGCUCAUGGGCCUCUUCGAGAAGCGCCGCAUGAAGCGCUUCUUGGAGUUCAUUGGCGCAUACAAGGAAGAUGACGCAGCAACGCAUCAGAGCCUCAAUCUCGACCGCAACACAAUGACGGAAGUGUACUACAAGUUUGGCUUGGAGAAGGGAACGCAAGACUUUAUUGGACAUGCCAUGGCGCUGCAUCUUGACGAUGCCUACCUGAACCAGCCGGCACGAGAGACGUACAAGCGCAUCGUGCUCUACCUCAACUCUGUUGCACGUUACGGCAAGUCACCUUACCUUUACCCUCUCUACGGACUCGGUGAGCUGCCUCAAGGCUUUGCGCGGCUAUCUGCAAUCUAUGGCGGUACCUACAUGCUUGACAAGAAGAUUGAUGAGAUUGUGUAUGAAGGUGGCAAAGCUGUAGGUGUCAAGAGUGGUGGCGAAACGGCACGCGCCAAGAAGAUCAUUGGUGACCCUUCCUACUUUCCUGAAAAGGUGAAGAAGGUGGGUCGUGUAAUUCGAGCAACGUGUCUACUGACCCACCCUAUCCCCAACACAGAUGAUGUUGACUCUGUGCAAAUCAUCAUUCCACAAAACCAAAUUGGCCGGAAGCAUGAUAUCUACGUUGCACUGGUUAGUGCUACACACAAUGUCUGCGCUAAGGGUCACUACCUUGCUGUGGUCUCGACAAUGGUAGAGACGGACAACCCACAAGAAGAAAUCCGACCAGGACUCAAGCUACUUGGUCCCAUUUUGGACCAAUUCACCAAUAUUAGUGAUUUGUACGAGCCAACGACCAAAGGCGAGGACAAUGUCUUUGUGUCGCGCUCGUACGAUGCAACAUCGCACUUUGAGACCACGACGGAUGAUGUCAACAGGAUCUAUCAGGAGAUGGAGGGGAAGCCGUUGGUGCUUAAGCAGAGGCCAACACAAGCGGAAGAGGAAAAUUUUAAUGUCGCUCAGUGA